Messenger RNA from Lotus japonicus, 2278 nucleotides. Its product is annotated as L-ascorbate oxidase homolog. The record is from RefSeq and is a predicted model, not a curated record. Lineage: Eukaryota; Viridiplantae; Streptophyta; Magnoliopsida; Fabales; Fabaceae. Bases 365 to 1996 code for a protein of 543 amino acids. Gene Ontology annotation, molecular function: oxidoreductase activity; copper ion binding. The transcript has 8 exons.
UUCCUUGGUUGUAAAUUGAGUAGAACUAGAAGUUUUGGCUCUGUUGGAUUUAACACUUUACGGCUACAGCGAACCUUCCCCACUCUGUCCCGCACAUACAUUUAAACGUGUUCUGUUCUUGUUCCCAUCCUUAGCCCAUUUCUUAUAUCUUAAUUCUUCCUCUUCCUCUUACCUUUUAAGUUCCUUAUUCUCUCUCUCUCUCUGGCACUUCAUUAGUUGUUGAUUCAACAACCAACCAACCAAAUCCAAUAGAGUAGUCAGCAUUAGUAAGCUUAAUUAGCUACACAGGCAGAGAGUGGUACGUGUUGGUGAUUCCAGAUUUCUAACAGUACGUACUGUGCUGUGUCUCUAUCUGCCUUUGAGUAUGGAGCUGAACAAUAUUGGAAGCGGCGUUGUGGUGUUGUUAUGCUUUAUCACAUUCACCAGUACUCUUGCUGAAGAUCCCUACAGGUUCUUCAGCUGGAAUGUAACAUACGGUGACAUUUAUCCACUUGGUGUUCGCCAGCAGGGAAUACUUAUCAAUGGACAAUUCCCAGGUCCAGAUAUUCAUUCAGUUACCAAUGACAACCUCAUCAUCAAUGUCUUCAAUAGCUUAGACGAGCCCUUUCUCCUCUCCUGGAAUGGGGUCCAGCAGAGAAGGAACUCGUACGAAGAUGGGGUAUUCGGAACAACAUGCCCAAUCCCUCCGGGUAGGAACUUCACAUACAUACUUCAAGUGAAGGAUCAAAUUGGGAGCUUCUACUACUUCCCAUCCCUUGCAUUCCACAAAGCAGCUGGUGGUUUUGGAGGCAUUAGGAUCCUCAGCAGACCAAGAAUUCCAGUUCCAUUCGAUGAUCCCGCUGGUGAUUACACUGUCCUUAUUGGAGACUGGUACAAGUCCAACCACACGGAUCUGAAGGCCCAACUUGAUAGCGGCAAGAAGCUGCCAUUCCCUGAUGGAGUCCUCAUCAAUGGCCGUGGGUCUGGUGGAGCAUCUUUAAAUGUGGAACAAGGAAAGACUUACAGGCUGAGAAUAUCGAAUGUGGGGUUGGAACAUUCACUUAACUUCCGGAUACAAAACCACAAAAUGAAGCUGGUAGAAGUGGAAGGAACACACACCCUUCAGACUACCUAUUCCUCCCUUGACGUUCACGUUGGGCAAUCUUACUCGGUUCUAGUAACAGCUGAUCAACCAGCUCAAGACUAUUACAUUGUGGUUUCCACACGAUUCACCUCACCGGUGCUCACAUCCACUGGAGUCCUUCGAUAUAGUAACUCUGCAGGCCAAGUUUCAGGUCCACCCCCUGGUGGACCUACCAUCCAAGUUGACUGGUCCUUGAACCAAGCCCGCUCCAUCAGGACUAACCUCACAGCAAGCGGACCGCGGCCAAACCCACAAGGAUCCUACCAUUAUGGUAUGAUAAACACGACGAGAACCAUCAUACUCUCGAGUUCAGCUGGGCAAGUGAACGGCAAGCAAAGAUACGCGAUGAACAGUGUCUCUUAUGUUUCCCCAGACACUCCUCUUAAGCUCGCUGACUACUUCAAAAUCGAUGGCGUUUUCCGUGUCGGAAGCAUUUCCGACAGACCCACUGGCGGUGGCAUAUAUCUUGACACCUCUGUCCUGCAAACUGACUACAGAACAUUUGUGGAGAUUGUUUUCCAAAAUGACGAAGACAUCCUUCAGAGCUAUCAUCUUGAUGGCUACUCUUUCUUUGUGGUUGGUCUGGAUGGAGGACAGUGGACACCUGAUAGCAGAAACCAGUACAAUCUUCGAGAUGCAGUUUCGCGUUCCACCACUCAGGUAUAUCCCAAGUCAUGGACUGCUAUAUAUAUUGCGCUUGACAAUGUGGGCAUGUGGAACUUGAGGUCUGAAUUCUGGGCACGUCAAUACCUUGGCCAACAGUUUUAUAUGCGUGUUUAUACAACAUCAACCUCAAUCAGAGAUGAAUAUCCUAUUCCAAAGAAUGCACUACUUUGUGGCAGGGCAAGUGGGAGACACACAAGACCCCUUUGAGCUACCAAGCUUGCCUGCUGUAAAGAUCCCACGCUUCGAAUAUGAAUUGAAAAGCAGUUAACUUAUCUGCUUCAGAUUUUGAAUUUAUUGUUUGGUAUUUUAAGCUAUGGUGGUAUGGUAUGAUGGAAAUGUAUGAUUCAACUAUAAAUGACCCCAGCUCGAGGUCACAUUCUUUCCCAGUUAAAUUAAAAGAGAAACAAUAUUGUUCUAUUCCCAUUGUAAUUUCCCCAAUUUUACUAUUAUUUAUUACUGAUAAGGUGAUGAGAAAGUUGGCAUUUGGCA